CCGUGUCCCCUCCGGCCCCGCCCGGUCCCUUCCGGGCCGGCGGCGCCCCGGGGCCGCCGCGGUGCCUCCAUGGGGCCCGGCGGGCGCUGGGUGCGGGCGGCACACACGGCCCUCAGCGCGGCCCUGACGCUCGGGCUCCUCCUGCACCGCACGGAUCUGCGCGAGCAAGAGGAGCGCGGGGAGCUGCUGCAGCCGCUCAUCUUCGUCCUGCUGGUUCUGUGCUCCGUCCUGCUGUACUUCAAAGUGUCUCUCAUGGAUCCGGGUUUUGUUAAGCCUGAAGAGGAAGCAAAGGCAGGGGAGGCUGAAGGACAGGGCCUGGUGAUCCCCCAGGCUACGGGUGACGUGAAGCUGCGGCGCUGUGGUUACUGCCUGGUGAAGCAGCCCAUGAGAGCCAGGCACUGCCAGCUGUGCCAGCACUGCGUGCGGCGCUACGACCACCACUGCCCCUGGAUUGAGAACUGUGUGGGAGAAAGGAACCACCCCCUCUUCAUUGCCUACCUGGCUGUGCAGCUGGUGGUUCUGCUGUGGGGAGGCCACGUUGCUUGGUCAGGCCUCUACUUUCAACAGUCCUGGGAAUGGCUGAAGUACAACAUUUUCCUCCUGCUCUCCUUCCUCCUGAUAGUCAUAUUCACCACUGUGGUCCUGCUGCUGCUUGUUUCCCACCUGUACCUCAUCUCGUGCAACACCACGACCUGGGAGUUCAUGUCCCACCACCGCAUCUCCUACCUGCGCCACUCCGAGCUGGACAAUCCCUUUGACCAGGGGAUCAUCCUCAACCUCUGGAGAUUCUUCUGCUCACGCCACCUCACUGCAUGGGAGCAAAUCUAUUUUCACAGGAACAGUGAGCCUGUCUAGUCCCAGGAGUACCAACACACCUGCAGGUUGCUGGGCAGAGCUUUGCUCGUGCAAUUGCUGCUGCUUCCUUGCACUGAACUUUAACACAUCACGGACUGUGCAACCUGCUCCAUGACCUGCUCGUCCUGCAAAGUACAUUUCAGGAAUAGCCAGGGUUAUUUUUUAUAUACAAAUAACACUGUUAAAGAUGAGACACUGGUUCUGGGAAGGCCAAGGCCAGCAGAGCUGAUUUCUGGUCUGAGCAAAGGUAUCUCUCUAAAUUUGCUUCCUUUUCUUAACUGCAUCCACAUCUCCUGAAGAAUUCUCUUCCCUGAGGUCUCCCUUUCCUUUUGCUGCUAGGAAAAAGCAGCAAUACAGACAAAACCAGCCAGGUUCAAUAUAAUUUUUGUGGCCUUUCUUCAGCCUAGUUCUGACUGUGAGAACUGCAGUGCCUUUUGUCAGUAGUACUGGGCAUGAAACAGAAAUACUUGAGUAAAUAUUUAGACAGUCAAAGGCAAAUUUCAUUUCAUCCACAUGCCUCAAGUUAAUGCCUUCCACAAAGCUUUGAGGCUUAACACUGUUAAUGUGCAUGAGAAACAGCUGUAAGACACCCAAUUCAGCUUAUGAGAUAAUUAGCCUGUAGUUUGUGAUGCCCUGAGCAGCUUCCUCACAGCUUUUUAAGUUGAUGCUGCUGUUACCAAUUCACAGGCUAUUUUGAACUAAGUCAGCAAAGAAUAAUACCAUCCACUUUUCUCUGGACAGAAAAGUUAUGCUUGGCUACUGAGUUAUUGGUAAAACUACUACUACCUCAACAUACUAGUGAGAUUUUAAUAAAAGAAUACAAUUUCAGUGCAAGAGGAAAGCUGCCAGGUCCUGGUGGAUGAGACGAGGAGUGCUGACAGCUUCCAGGACAGCAGCAAGUGUACUUGUUUUCCAUUGAAAUAAAAGGUCAUACUUCAAUUUUCCAUGGGAUAUUAAAAAGAAGUUUGGGAUGGCCAACUUCAGCUUUAAAAACAGAGAAGGCUGUGGUGUCAAUUUUAGUCCUGACCCUUUUCUGUUAAAAAAAACCAA
Pseudopipra pipra is the source of this 1905-nucleotide messenger RNA. It is a transcript of the gene ZDHHC12, whose product is annotated as zinc finger DHHC-type palmitoyltransferase 12. The record is from RefSeq and is a predicted model, not a curated record. The transcript has 5 exons. Gene Ontology annotation, cellular component: endoplasmic reticulum; Golgi apparatus. Gene Ontology annotation, biological process: protein targeting to membrane; peptidyl-L-cysteine S-palmitoylation. Gene Ontology annotation, molecular function: protein-cysteine S-palmitoyltransferase activity. Lineage: Eukaryota; Metazoa; Chordata; Aves; Passeriformes; Pipridae. Bases 70 to 855 code for a protein of 261 amino acids.